This is a messenger RNA of Meriones unguiculatus (Mongolian gerbil), 4893 nucleotides long. RefSeq names its product glucosidase alpha, neutral C (gene Ganc). Gene Ontology annotation, molecular function: carbohydrate binding; alpha-1,4-glucosidase activity. Gene Ontology annotation, biological process: N-glycan processing; carbohydrate metabolic process. The record is from RefSeq and is a predicted model, not a curated record. Lineage: Eukaryota; Metazoa; Chordata; Mammalia; Rodentia; Muridae. The transcript has 25 exons. Bases 285 to 3020 code for a protein of 911 amino acids.
UCUCACGCUCUAGACUUUAACCUCCGAGCACUUUGCGUGCGUGCCUCCUCCGCCAAUAAAAGCAAGGUUAAUCAGUCACUCACGACCAAGAAUAUUUGCCAAGUGUAUCCCUGUAAACACGCUGGUUUGCGCCGGGGAAAAAGUCGAUUGGCCCCCGCCCCGUAAACAUCUGGAGGGGACUCUUAUGGGUCAUAAUUGAGCAAGUCUGCUUGUUACCUAUUUUUAAAUAUCUCCUGAGGCUGCGGCCUGAGGGUUACCUGCCAGGCAGAGUUGACAGGGAAGCCAUGGAAGCAGCUGAGAAAGAGAAAAUCAGCGUUGAAGAUGAAGCUGUGGAUAAAACCAUUUUCAGAGACUGUAGCAAGAUUGCUUUCUACAGGCGGCAAAAGCAGCAUCUCUCCAAGAAUACCACCUACCGGGCUUUAUUAGGCUCAGCCACAACGGAACAGGACAGCACCAGGUUCCAAAUCAUCAGUGAAGCAACUAAGAUUCCUCUCAGAGCUGAAGUUUACGGUAUAGAGAAAAACAUUUUCAGACUUAAGAUCAAUGAAGAAACCCCACUGAAACCAAGGUAUGAAGUUCCCGAUGUCGUCAGCAGCAAGCUGAGGACUGUAAGGCUGGUCUCUUGCUCAGGAGAUACAGGCAGCCUGAUACUGACAGAUGGAAAAGGAGAUCUGAAGUGUUGUAUCUCAGCAAACCCAUUCAAGAUAGACUUGGUGUCUGAGCAUGAGGCUGUGAUCAGCAUCAACGCCCUGGGCCAGUUAUAUUUUGAGCACCUGCAGGUUCCUCACAAGCAGAGAGCUGCCAAAGGAAACGAGGAGAGUGCACCAGCUGAUGCUGCUCAGGAAAAUCAAGAGGAUCUAGGCCUAUGGGAAGAGAAAUUUGGAAAUUUUGUGGAUGUCAAAGCUAAUGGUCCUUCCUCUAUUGGUUUGGAUUUCUCCUUUCAUGGAUUUGAACAUCUCUAUGGUAUCCCUCAACAUGCAGAGUCACACCAGCUUAAAAAUACGAGAGAUGGAGAUGCAUACCGUCUUUACAAUCUGGACGUUUAUGGAUACCAAGUACAUGAUAAAAUGGGCAUAUACGGUUCAGUGCCUUAUCUCCUGGCCCACAAACAGGGCAGGACUGUAGGCGUUUUCUGGCUGAAUGCCUCAGAAACACUAGUGGAGAUCAACACAGAGCCAGCGGUUGAGUACACACUGACCCAGAUGGGCCCAGCGGCUGCCAAGCAAAAGGUCAGGUGUCAAACUAAUGUGCGCUGGAUGUCAGAGAGUGGGAUCAUUGAUGCUUUCCUGCUGACAGGACCUUCCCCUUCUGACGUCUUCAAGCAAUACUCAUAUAUCACGGGCACACAAGCCAUGCCCCCUCUUUUUUCCUUGGGGUACCAUCAGUGUCGCUGGAACUAUGAAGAUGAGCAGGAUGUGAAGGCAGUGGAUGCAGGCUUUGACGAGCAUGACAUUCCAUAUGACGUCAUGUGGCUGGACAUAGAGCACACCGAGGACAAGAAGUACUUCACCUGGGACAAAAAGAGAUUCCCAGACCCCAGAAGAAUGCAAGAGCUGCUCAGGAGCAAAAAACGGAAGCUUGUGGUUAUCAGUGACCCCCACAUCAAGGUGGACCCUGACUACACAGUCUACGCUAAAGCCAAACAACAGGGCUUCUUUGUGAAGAAUCCUGAAGGUGGCAACUUCGAAGGAGUAUGCUGGCCUGGUCUCUCAUCUUACCUGGAUUUCACCAAUCCCAAGGUCAGAGAGUGGUAUUCCAGCCUUUUUGCUUUCACUGUUUAUCAGGGAUCUUCGGAUAUCCUCUUCAUAUGGAAUGACAUGAAUGAGCCCUCAGUCUUCAGAGGGCCAGAGCUAACCAUGCAAAAGAAUGCUGUUCAUUAUGGCAACUGGGAACACAGGGAACUUCACAACAUCUACGGGUUUUAUCAGCAAAUGGCUACCGCAGAAGGAUUGAUACAGCGAUCUAAAGGGAAGGAGAGGCCCUUUGUUCUUUCACGUUCGUUCUUUGCUGGAUCACAAAAAUAUGGUGCAGUUUGGACGGGAGACAACACAGCAGAGUGGAGCUAUCUGAAAAUUUCCAUCCCAAUGUUACUCACCCUCAGUGUCUCAGGCAUCUCUUUCUGUGGAGCUGAUGUGGGUGGCUUCAUCGGCAAUCCCGAGGCAGAGCUGCUAGUGCGUUGGUACCAGGCUGGAGCUUACCAGCCCUUCUUCCGGGGCCAUGCUACGAUGAACACCAAGCGGCGAGAACCCUGGCUGUUUGGGGAAGAAAACACCAGGCUGAUCCGGGAAGCCAUCAGAGAGCGCUACACCCUCCUACCCUAUCUCUAUUCUCUGUUCUACCAUGUGCACAUGUCUUCUGAUCCUGUCAUGAGGCCUCUGUGGGUCGAAUUUCCUGAUGACUUAGAAACUUUUGGUGUGGACGAUGCAUACAUGCUGGGAAGUGCUUUAUUGGUUCAUCCAGUCACAGAACCACAGACCGCCAUGGUUGAUGUACUUCUGCCAGGGUCAAAUGAGGUCUGGUAUGACUGUAAGACAUUUGCACAUUGGAAAGGAGGGUGUACUAUGAAGAUCCCCGUAACCUUGGAUACUAUACCCGUGUUUCAGCGAGGCGGAAGUGUGGUGCCGGUAAGGACCACUGUGGGGAAGUCCACCGGCUGGAUGACUGGCGCCCCAUAUGGACUUCGAGUUGCCCUAAGUGCUCAGGAUUCUGCUGUGGGAGAGCUGUAUCUCGAUGAUGGCCAUUCCUUCCAGUACCUCCACCAGAACCAGUUCUUACACCGCAAGUUUUCAUUCUGUUCCAGCGUCCUGACCAACAGGUGUGCUGAUGAGAAGGGUCAUUAUCCCAGCAAGGGCAUCAUAGAGCAGAUCCUGAUCUUAGGCCUUAAGAAGAAGCCAUCUUCCGUGACUACCCACUCAUCCGUUUCUUUCCAGCCAGAUUGCACUCAAAACAAUGAGACCUUUCACGUCUUGAAACAUUCACAGGAGUUCAUGGUAAAAGUGCCCCCGGGUUCUCCUAAGUGAGAUGGUCAAGUUCAGCCUGUGGCUUUUACAUAUUGCACCAAAACAUCCACCCUGAGUCUGAAGAAGCUUUCUCUGACCAUUGGUGAUGACUGGGAGGUCCAUGUCAGAUGAUGAGCAGAGGCCCUGCUGAGGGGUGCGGGAGCCCCCUGACCUCUCCACCUUCCUGGCCUUCGUCAAGAUCUGUGCUGCCAUCUAACUUGCUUCCCUGGGGAAAAUGAUGAUUCACUUAUCUCUAGCGCACUGAUGACUGGUAGAUUUCAGGUUUUAAGAUUUUAGCCACGUGCAGUUGUCCACUCCUGUAAUCCCAGCACUCAGAAAGCUGAGGCAGAAGGAUCGUGAGUUCAAGACCAACUUAAGCUAUAUUGUAAGACUUAAGCUAUAAUGUAAGACUUAAGCUAUAUUGUAAGACCUUGUCUCCAAAAAAAAAAAAAAAAUCAAAAAUAAGAUUUCAGAUUUCACACUUCAAGAUGUGUGGUUUACACUGCUCAAGCACUGCCCUUCCCUGCAGACCCAUAAAGCCCUGAGACACUGAAAGAGCUCAGUGAGUGGCUUGCCCUGGAGCAGGGCUACUCAGGAGCCCAUCUGUGGGGCUUGCCUCAGGCUGUGCGGCACAGCCACCUUGGCUGUUAGAGCAGCAGAGUUGCCCAAGCCAGUCUCCAAACAGAUGGCAGUGCCUUCCGUCAGCAGCAGCACAGGCACACUGCAUGGGCAGAGCUACGGAACGCUCCUCUCCCUAGAGAGACACAGGGGCCCAAGGUUCAGAUUUCCUUUCAUGUUUCUUGGAUUCAAAAGUACCAAGGCAGUCUCCAAAGAUUUACUCCUUUUAAUUAUAUUUUAUUAAAUACUAUCUGCUAACCAAAGAAUAUUUAUAACCAUGAAUAUAGUAAGCUAUAAUUAGUAAUAAUGAAAUAAAUACCCACAUCCCACAAGUGAACUUCAAAAAUAGAGCACAUGGCUGGGACUCUAAUAACACAAGAGAGACUUGUGUUAGACACAGCCAAUACCAAAAUGAAUAAUAUUUUAACACACUAUCUUUAAAAAGCUAAACGAACACGCACACCAGGCUGGUUCUAAACAAAGGCACCGCAGUAUUACUGAGUCUUCCUUUUGCAUUGGGUUCCAACCUGGCUUGGCACAGGCUAGAAUAUUGUAACAUACCCGUGCACCAUGAUGUUUCCGGCUCUGGAGACCCCUGCUGUCUGUGUAGCGGCUAUUGAGGUGGCCUCAAUUCUCAGCCCAUGAGCCUCUUGCUGUACUUACUACCUAUUUCCAACUGUCACCAUCUGCCUUUCCUUUUCUUAGCCACAGUACCCUCCCUUGCCUCUGCCUGUAGAGAUCUUACCAUCCUUCCAGACCCAACCCAAAUCCUACUUUUCCAUGAAAACUCUUAACCUGGCACCCCAACCCUGCAGUACCCACUGGCAUUAUUUAGCCUUUCCCUGAAAUGCUGCCCUACAAAUAAUUGUGCUCUACUUUGCAUUCUCAGGGAUGUGCCUUAAUAUUACAAGCAGGACUGUGUAUCUCUCUACUAUAGUGUAUGUUCGCUAAGAUCGUGUUCUAUUUCUCUCAUGCCUGUUACACCACUCCGGUAGCCUGAAUGAAACAUGUCCAGCCCCUUGCAGGCUCAUGAACACGUGGUCCUUAUGUGGUGGUACUGUUUGGGAAGUUAUGAAACUUUUAGGAGGUACGUUUUUACUAAAGGAAAUGUGUCGUUGAGGGCAGGGUUUCCUCCAUUUGUUUGUUUGCCCUGCUUCCUGUGUGCUGCUGAGAUGUGAUCUCUUCCUGAGCAGCCUGCUCCCUUGCUGUCAUGCCUCCCUUGCUGUUAUGGACUCUACCCAGGAAUGUAAGCCAAAAUAAACUCUUCUAUAAGUUG